ACAACUGUAAGUUUGCCUUGUUUGAUUCUUUCCCUUCAUCUGUAGGAUCUUUAGUUUGUGUCUCCUGGUUUAGAUGGUUUGUAGAAGUUGUUUGUGUUAUAUCAACGACAUGUUUUUGACAUGUGUAUUAUAUUUAUUUAUUUAUAUUAUAUUUAUAUUUAUAUGUGUAUUAUAUUUAUUCAUUAAACACAUAAUAGAAAAAAUAGUUUUUUCCUUAUUCUAUGCAGUUAUUAUAUGAUUUAUGACUUGUGUUCUGCAAUUAAUAUCUUAUGUUUUGUCUUACCUUUGUUUCAUGUAUUUGACAUUUCACCUAAAUUGUUCACUGGUUGUCUCUGCCUGAUAGACUCUGGACUCUAGCUCCCAAACCCAAGGCCGGGGAGUUGUGUCUCUCUGUCUGUUGGGACUUAGUGCUCCUUCCUCUAGACGUUAGCAAUGCAGGUGUGAGAAUGUAAAAUCUCCACACACAGCGACAGGGAGGAGAUGGUGCAUCAGUCUGAUUGGGCUACACAGACAUUCCACCGUAGUCGAACAGAGAGGUUAAAAGGAAGAAGCAACUUGAGGAUCGUGGGCUCUUUGCAUCACACCUUCGUGGUGUGUGCACUGAUCUCCCCAGCAGGUUUUUGGUUUGUUGAUGUGCACAAUCAACAUCCAUGUUUUUGAUUUGCUUUCACGAUUAUUUUUAUUUUAUUUUUUUUUUAUUAUAGAUCACACAAACGACAACUCUCUCAUCUGCUUGUUUAUGGGAAAUUUUCACCACAACAUAUUAGUUAUAUUUUCUUGUCUUCAUGACACUGACAGCAAUAAAAUCCUGUCAGACAUUAACUGACUUUUAUGUGUAGAAAAUAAACAUCAUCAGUAGAUCUAAAUUAAAAUCUCAAACAUUCAAAUUUUGAAAUCAGUAAGAAUAUUCCAUUCUUUUUUCAGUCUCAUUGAGUUUCUUCUUUUUCCUGUUUAUCUAUCUUCUCAUUAUGAAUCUAUAGAUGUGUGUAUGUGACACGGUUGUUGGACUCUGACCAGGGUUUCAGAGUCUGGGCUGACAACCUGAUUUCAGAUCAGAUAAAACCUAAUUGCUGUACAAAGUUUAUCUCUUUGUUACAUAUUAAUCAGCUCAUACAACUUUAAUCCAACAACUUUAAUAAAUUUACCAAGUCCUCUGUCUUAUUUACUUUUCCCCCAUAACUCAUAUGGAGUUAACUUCAAUAAUUAACUCUUCCAGUCGUCCACUUGUCUUUUUGACCCAAUCCCAACCAGAUCAACCAGUCUUUACAUAUAGGUUAUGUAUCACAGGCUUUUAAGGUGGCUGUCGUCAAAACUUUAUUGAAAAAAACUACUCUGGACCCUGGAGAACUAGCCAACUGUAGGGAAAUUCAAAUUUACCCUUUAUUUCUAAGAUUCUUGAAAAAAUUGUGGCUCAAUAAUUAUCUGACAACCUGAAAAUGAUUUGUGUUUUUUCUCCACAUGAAGGUAGAAAGUGUGAAUCCAGCAGCAUGAAUCAGUGUGAGGACAGAGAGGAGGUAGCCCCUCCCUCUAAAACCAGUCUGUGUGGGGACCAUGAGAACCAGAACAAAGCUCAGAGGUCCCAUCAAAGACGAGGAUCUGCUGAACCUGAACCUGGACCUGGACCUGAACCUGGAUCUGGACCUGAACCCAGCUGUGUGUCCUUCAAGAGCGACCAGUCAAAUGAUCUUGUUAUUAAUUUCAAACACCAACCUGUAUCAGAGUCACAAGUGGACCAGCAGAGCUCAGAGGUUCCCAGUGCUCAGUCUGUACAGCAGCACCAAACACAGCUGGACUCCAUAUUUAUGCUGCUGGAGGAAAACAUUGUCACGUUUGUGAAGAAGGAGCUGAAGAAGAUCAAGAAGGUUCUGAGUCCAGAUUACCCAGAAUGCUUAGAGAGUCAGAGGAACGAUGAGGAGGAGUUGGAUGCUGAGGAUGAAGAGCAGAAGAAGAGCAGCAGAGACGCGUUUCUGAAGAUCACAGUGAACUUCCUGAGGAGGAUGAAGCAGGAGGAGCUGGUUGACUGUCUGCAGAAUCUGAUGGUUCCGGUACCAGAGCCACGGCCCAUCACAUAUUACCAGCAGAUGCUUCAAUCAAACCUCCAAGACCAGUUUCUGUGUGUGAAACCAGGCUGGUCAGAAGUUGACCAACGUCUGGAUGACAUCUACACAGAGCUGUACAUCACAGCUGGGCCGGAUUCACACAUCAACACACAGCAUGAGGUCCAACAGCUUGAGACGACACAGCAGAAGCAAAGAUCAGCAGAGGAGCCAGUGAAGCCCAGUGACCUGUUCAAACAUCCCCCUGGUAAAUACAGACGCAUCAGAACAGUGUUGACCAAUGGAAUCGCUGGGAUUGGAAAAACAGUCCUUAUGACCAAGUUUGUGUUGGACUGGACCCAACAAAGGUCCAAUCAAGACGUGCAUCUGAUUUUCCCCUUCACCUUCCGUCGUCUGAAUCCACUGAAGGGACAGAAGUUUAGUUUGUCAGAGCUCAUUCAUGAAUGUAUCCCAGAAACUGAGUCCAUCAGCCUGGAGGCUCUGAAUUACAUCUUUACACAUCUACAGUCAUCAGGAAACAGCAACUUUGACAAGAGCAGCUUCAAACUUCUGUUUGUGUUUGAUGGACUGGACGAGAGUCGCCUCCGACUGGACUGUAGCACCAGUGAGAAGGAGACGGGUCAACGUGACGUCACAGAGUCCACCUCAGUGGAUGAGCUGCUGGCAAACCUCAUCAGAGGAAAACUACUACGCUCUGCUCGCAUCUGGAUCACCACACGACCUGCAGCAGCCAAUCAGAUUCAUGGAGACUUUGUUGAGGUGGUGACGGAGGUCAGAGGGUUCACUGACCCACAGAAGGAGGAAUUCUUCAGGAAGAGAUUCACAGAUGAGGAGCAGAGCAACACAAUCAUGUCCCACAUCAAGACGGCACGAAGCCUCCACAUCAUGUGCCACAUCCCAGUCUUCUGCUGGAUCACUGCUACGGUUCUGGAGGAUCUGCUGGAAACCAGAGAGGGAGGAGAGCUGCCCAAGACCCUGACGGAGAUGUACGCAGAGUUCCUGGGGUUUCAGAUGGAUCGGACUAAAGACAAGUACGGACCAGAACAGAGCAGCAACUACAUCAAGUCAUUGGCUAAACUGGCUUUUAAGCAGCUGCUAAAGGGAAACUUGAUCUUCUAUGAGGAAGAUCUGAAAGAGAGCGGCAUCGAUGUCAGAGGAGCCUCAGUGUGUUCAGGAGUGUUCACAGAGAUCUUUAAACAGGAGCGAGGGAGGAAAACCAAGGACAAGAUGUUCAGCUUUGUUCAUCUGAGCGUUCAGGAGUUUCUGGCUGCUGUUCACAUGAUGCUCUGUUACACCAACGGGAAGAUGGAGGAACUGGAGGAGUUUCUGAGGAAAGACUGUGAUGAUGAUGAUUCAUCUCUGGAUGUUGUCCUGAGUAGAACCAUGUUUAAAUCCCUCCUCAGUCCAAGUGGCCACCUGGACCUGUUUGUUCGCUUCCUUCAUGGCCUCUGUCUGAAGUCCAACCAGAGAAUCUUAAGAGGUUUGCUCGGUCACACAGAGAACAGUCCGGAAACCAUCCAGAGAAUCAUCAAGAACGUGAAGGAGAUGAACAGUGAUAGAAUCUGUCCAGACAGAAGCAUCAACAUCUUCCACUGUCUGAUGGAGAUGAACGACCACUCAGUCCAUCAGCAGAUCCAAGAGUUCCUGAAGUCAGAGAACAGAUCAGAGAAGGAACUCUCCUUGAUCCAGUGCUCAGCUCUGGCCUACAUGCUGCAGAUGUCAGAGGAGGUUCUGGAAGAGUUGGACCUGAAGAAGUACAACACAUCAAAGGAGGGACAACGGAGACUGAUUCCAGCUGUGAGGAACUGCAGAAAGUUUAAACUUUCUGACUGUGGACUCACAGAGACUCACUGUGAAGUUGUGGCCUCAGCUCUGAAGUCCAACCCGUCACAUCUGACACAUCUGGACCUGAGUGGAAACAACCUGCAGGACUCAUCAGUGAAGGUUCUGUGUGCUGGACUGGAGAGUCCUCACUGUCGACUGGAGACUCUGAGAUUGAGGAGCUGCAGUUUGUCAGAGAUCAGCUGUGAUUCUCUGGUCUCAGCUCUGAAGUCCAACCCGUCACAUCUGACACAACUGGACCUGAGUAACAACAACCUGCAGGAUUCAGGAGUGAAGCAUCUGUGUGGUUUUCUGGAGAGUCGUCACUGUCGACUGGAGACUCUGAGAUUGAGUCUCUGCUGUUUGUCAGAGAUCAGCUGUGAUUCUCUGGUCUCAGCUCUGAAGUCCAACCCGUCACAUCUGAAACAACUGGACCUGAGUAACAACGACCUGCAGGAUUCAGGAGUGAAGCAUCUGUGUGGUUUUCUGGAGAGUCGUCACUGUCGACUGGAGACCUUGAGAUUAAAGAACUGCAGUUUGUCAGAGAUCAGCUGUGAUUCUCUGGUCUCAGCUCUGAAGUCCAACCCGUCACAUCUGAAACAACUGGACCUGAGCUACAACAAGCUGCAGGAUUCAGGAGUGAAGCAUCUGUGUGGUUUUCUGGAGAGUCGUCACUGUCGACUGGAGACUUUGAGAUUGAGUCGCUGCAGUUUGUCAGAGAUCAGCUGUGAUUCUCUGGUCUCAGCUCUGAAGUCCAACCCGUCACAUCUGACACAACUGGACCUGAGUGGAAAAAAGCUGCAGGAUUCAGGAGUGAAGCAUCUGUGUGGUUUUCUGGAGAGUCGUCACUGUCGACUGGAAACUCUGAGAUUGAGUGACUGCAGUUUGUCAGAGAUCAGCUGUGAUUCUCUGGUCUCAGCUCUGAAGUCCAACCCGUCACAUCUGACACAACUGGACCUGAGUGACAACAACCUGCAGGAUUCAUCAGUGAAGCAUCUGUGUGGUUUUCUGGCAAGUCAUCACUGUCGACUGGAGACUAUGAGAUUGAGGAGCUGCUGUUUGUCAGAGAUCAGCUGUGAUUCUCUGGUCUCAGCUCUGAAGUCCAACCCGUCACAUCUGACACAACUGGACCUGAGUGGAAACAAUGAGCUGCAGGAUUCAGGAGUGAAGCAUCUGUGUGGUUUUCUGGAGAGUCGUCGCUGUCGACUGGAGACUCUGAGAUUGUGGAGCUGCAGUUUGUCAGAGAUUGGCUGUGAUUCUCUGGUCUCAGCUCUGAAGUCCAACCCGUCACAUCUGAAACAACUGGACCUGAGUCUUAACAACCUGCUGGAUUCAGGAGUGAAGCGUCUGUGUGGUUUUCUGGAGAGUCGUCACUGUCGACUGGAGACUCUGAGAUUGAGAGGCUGCAGUUUGUCAGAGAUCAGCUGUGAUUCUCUGGUCUCAGCUCUGAAGUCCAACCCGUCACAUCUGACACAACUGGACCUGAGUCAGAACUACAACGUGCAGGAUUCAGGACUGAAACAGCUGUGUGGUUUUCUGGAGAGUCGUCACUGUCAACUGGAGACUCUGAGAUUGAGAUUCUGCAGUUUGUCAGAGAUCAGCUGUGAUUCUCUGGUCUCAGCUCUGAAGUCCAACCCGUCACAUCUGACACAACUGGACCUAAGCUGGAACAACCUGCAGGAUUCAGGAGUGAAGCAUCUGUGUGGUUUUCUGGAGAGUUGUCACUGUCGACUGGAGACUCUGAGAUUGAGUGGCUGCAGUUUGUCAGAGAUCAGCUGUGAUUCUCUGGUCUUAGCUCUAAAGUCCAACCCGUCUAAACUGAAAGAACUGGACCUGAGCUUCAACAAGCUGCAGGAUUCAGGAGUGCAGCAUCUGUGUGGUUUUCUGCAGAAUCGUCACUGUCGACUGGAGACUCUGAGAUUGAAUUACUGCAGUUUGUCAGAGAUCAGCUGUGAUUCUCUGGUCUCAGCUCUGAAGUCUAACCCGUCACAUCUGAAACACCUGAACCUGAGUAACAACAACCUGCAGGAUUCAGGAGUGAAGCUUCUGUGUGGUUUUCUGGAGAGUCGUCACUGUCGACUGGAGACUCUGAGAUUGAUUGACUGCAGUUUGUCAAAGAUUAGCUGUGAUUCUCUUGCCUCGGCUCUGAAAUUCAACCCGUCACAUCUGACACAACUGGACCUUAGUGACAACAAGCUGCAGGAUUCAGGAGUGAAGCGUCUGUGUAGUUUUCUGGACAGACGCCACACUCAACUAGAGACUCUGAGAUUGAGUUGCUGCAGUUUGUCAGAGAUCAGCUGUGAUUUUCUGGUCUCAGCUCUGAAGUCCAACCCGUCACAUCUGAAACAACUGAACCUGAGAGAAAACAAGCUGCAGGAUUCAUCAGUGAAGCGUCUUCGUGACCUGGUGCAGAGUCCAGACUAUGGACUGCAGACUCUGAGCUGGAAGCCAUGAUCCGGAUGUAAAACCCUUGGAACAGAACCAGAACCCAGAACCCUUGGAGACCACUCUCAGUGUGAACUGAUCUGAGACCAGCUGCUCUGUGUCCAGUCCACCAGGAUCAUGUGGGAAAUGAAGUGUGUGGUGCAGUAGUUAGAUAUCUGGGACAGUGUUGACUGUAAUUCUUCUUCAUGCUCCUCUAGAGGUUAGUUACAAGAGCUACAGAACAACAAAUGGGCUUUAGCUUUUAGAACCAUUGGCCCAUUUAGAUCAGAGAGAGACCAGACUGAUGGCUCUGCUUCUCUCUCUCGGAGAAUGUUGGCUAUGUCUCUAUAAGAGACUAUUAAUUUAUCUGUAGGUUCACUACUUGUCUACCAAGGUCAGUGAAGACUUGUUAACACUAACACACAGCUGCUAAAGUUUCUCUCACUUCAUUUUGUCCACCUGCAUUUGCUUUAUGUUCUGUUGUAAUAAACAGUUUCAGGAGUAAAUACUC
Messenger RNA from Betta splendens (Siamese fighting fish), 6813 nucleotides. Its product is annotated as NACHT, LRR and PYD domains-containing protein 3-like. The coding region runs from base 1437 to 6332 and encodes 1631 amino acids. The transcript has 20 exons. NCBI's taxonomy places the organism in Eukaryota, Metazoa, Chordata, Actinopteri, Anabantiformes, Osphronemidae. Gene Ontology annotation, molecular function: protein binding. The record is from RefSeq and is a predicted model, not a curated record.